Molecule: messenger RNA, 689 nt
Organism: Symbiodinium necroappetens
Lineage: Eukaryota; Dinophyceae; Suessiales; Symbiodiniaceae
Source: the annotation of a GenBank genome assembly
GCGACUUCGGCUGGUAUGUCCUCACCGCGGCGGACCCGGAGGAGAAGAAGAAGAAGCUCAAUGCGGAGCUUGCAAACGGUCGGCUGGCCAUGAUGGCCAUCAUCGGCAUGUUCUAUCAGGAUGGCCUCACAGGCUCCGCCUGGGGCGACUGGGCCAACUACACGGAGUCGCCCCUCCGUGCCUUUGAGGAUGAGACCGGCGUGCAGCCCCCCGUCGGGUUUUGGGACCCUCUGGGACUUGCCUCUAGCGGCAACAUGGCUGACUUCUCCCGCCGACGCGAGGUGGAACUGAAGCAUGGCCGCGUGGCCAUGUUCGCGACCAUUGGUUACAUCCUCCCGGAAUACUGGCGCUUCCCUGGCUACCUCUCCAAGUACCUGGACAUCAAGUUCGCAGAUGUCCCCAACGGCCUCAGCGCUUUCAGCAAGGUCCCUGCCUUCGGCUGGCUGCAGAUCGUGGGCUUCGCAGGAAUCGUGGAGGUGAACAUCUACAACGAGCAGGUCAACAACGAGCCCGGCAACUACGGCGCCGGUUUCCUGGGGCUGAGGUCUGUGGGUAUCAUGAACACCGGCAUCACGGAUCCGGAGGCCCGUAAGAAGAAGCUGAAUGCGGAGCUUGCCAACGGCCGACUGGCCAUGAUGGCCAUCAUCGGUAUGUUCUUCCAGGAUGGCCUCACCGGUUCUGCAUGGGGC